AUGGAACAUGUCGCUGCCGAUAUGGAGCAGUUUAACGAGGGUCUGUCCGAUACUUCUACCACUUUGAAUCGGAGGAGAACCGUUGAAGAUGAGCUUCAGGAAUUGGAAGCAGAGUCACUUCAACAAUCAUUACCUGAGGGAUUUAACGUUGACGAGAAACCCAUAAGAUCAGAGCCUAUUCGAUAUCAUCGUGUAGCGCUUGAAAAGGGUCAUAAGUAUUAUUCUGUACUACUUAAUAUCGUUAAUGGUGCUAUAUGGGGUGUAUUAGCUCGUAAGGGAAUUAUGGUUUUAACUACUUAUGAUGGUUCUUAUUUAAGUGGAGUUCUUUGGGCUAAUUUUGGAGCUUGUAUUGUCAUGGGUAUAGCUGUCAAUAGUUCAAGGACUUGGGAUAUUCUAUUAGAAGUUCAUGGAUCAGAGUAUCCUAAUAAAGCUUCCAUUCCAUUUUAUACGGGGUUAACCACCGGAUUCUGUGGUACAUUUUCAUCAUUCUCAACUGCAAUGUUGGAAGCAUUUAAUAAAGCUGCUAACACUGAAAUUGGAGUUUAUUAUAAUUAUCCUAAUGCAGCAUAUGGAAUUAUGGAAUUUCUUGCUGUUAUUUGUAUUCAAUUUGGAUUAUCUGGUGCUGGUUUUCAUAUUGGAAGACAUCUUGUCGAAGUAUUUGAUGAAUAUGUUCCGACCUUGACCAGAGCUCAAUAUAAAAUCCUUGAAAAGCUGUCGAUUAUAAUUGGAAUCAUAGCUUUUAUUGUUGAUUGUGUUUUAAUUGGUGUUAAAAAAGAAUGGCGGUCAUGGACUUUUGCUGUACUUUUUGCUCCAUUUGGAGCUUUACUUCGAUUUUAUUUAUCAAAAUAUUUAAAUUCAAAAGUAAAGAAUUUCCCAUUGGGAACAUUUACCGCAAAUUUCGGCGGUACUUUGCUACUUACUAUCUUUACCUUAUUGGCUAGAGGUAAAGGCAUAACGGUUAAUCUUAUAACUUGCCAUGUUUUAAUUGGCUUAGAUGAUGGAUUUUGUGGUGCAUUGACUACGGUGAGUACAUUCGUAGUUGAAUUAUUUGGUUUGAGAACUUUACAUUCCUAUAGAUAUGGAAUGUUCUCAAUCUUGGGGAGUUUUGCUGUUAUUGUAUUGAUCUUAGGAUCAUAUAAUUGGACAAUUGGUUUAACUUCACCUAUCUGUUCUUAG
Molecule: messenger RNA, 1176 nt
Organism: Scheffersomyces coipomensis
Lineage: Eukaryota; Fungi; Ascomycota; Pichiomycetes; Serinales; Debaryomycetaceae
Product: fluoride transporter
Exons: 1
Coding region: 1-1176 (391 amino acids)
Biological process (GO): fluoride transmembrane transport
Cellular component (GO): plasma membrane
Molecular function (GO): fluoride transmembrane transporter activity
Source: RefSeq, a predicted model, not a curated record